Coregonus clupeaformis (lake whitefish) is the source of this 5324-nucleotide messenger RNA. RefSeq names its product nucleolar protein dao-5. The record is from RefSeq and is a predicted model, not a curated record. NCBI's taxonomy places the organism in Eukaryota, Metazoa, Chordata, Actinopteri, Salmoniformes, Salmonidae. Bases 126 to 4589 code for a protein of 1487 amino acids. Gene Ontology annotation, molecular function: protein binding. The transcript has 24 exons.
UCAAAGUUGAACGCUUACCAUGCACGAUGUGAAGAACGAAAGCAUGCACACCGAUGUGGCCAAGUUUAUUCAAUUCGUUAAAACGUAAUGUUAUGUAAUUGUUGUGUUAGUCUUCACGUCGGAAUAUGUCUUCAAAGAAGAAGCAUGGAUCAAAUCAUCAAUUGACCCAUUUGAUAUACCGGCAUUUGAAGGAGAACGGCUUCCAAAAAGCUGCAGAAGAACUCAAAGAGCAUGUGAAGAAGGGCAGAGAACCAGAAGCUUUGUCAACUUCACUACUGGACAUCUACAAUAAAUGGUUUGGAGAUGCUUCCAAGAGCACAAAGACGGGAACAGAACCAGAUUCUUCUGAGUUAAAAAAGGACCGUCAAGCAGACCCUGAAAGCAGCACAGAGAUCUCGAGUUCAGAAGAGACAACACCUGUUAAAGCCUCCCAGACCCCAAAGCCUCAGAGCCCAGCUAAGGCCAGCCCAGCUAAGGCCAAGACUGCAGUGCAGAGAACUCUUGGAGGGAAGGGGAUAGUAGUCGAGGAGAGCACUGGGACAGACAGCUCAGAGGACUCUGAGAGUGAAGAGACACCGCCACAGAAAAGCCCUGCUGCGCCCAAAGCCAAUCAUGUUCCAGCUGCAAAGGUCAAGGCCAGGUCAGAGGUCACACCAUCGACCCCAACCAAGGCCAAGCUAACAACCACUUCCACGCCUAAGUCUGGGGCCUCCAUCUAUACCACUGAUACGUCUUCAGACAGUGAAGAGGAAACAACAGUGAAAACACCCUUGACGCCAACGGCAACACCAGUGACACCAACCAGUAAACCAACAUCAACAGCCAAGACGAAAGCUACUCCAGCUAAAGCAGUGGUUGUUGCUACUCCAAGCAAGGCCAAGGCAACAACUACUGCCACACCUAAAUCUACAGCACCCGAGUCAUCCAGUUGCAGUAGUGAAUCGUCAGAUAGCGAUGAGGAGAGUCCAGCAGUGAAAACACCCACAACACCAAAAGGAACACCUGCAAAACCAGUAACACCAAUUAGUAAAACAACAUCAACGGCCAAGCCAACAACCAAAUCGAAGACUACAGCGCCAGAGUCUUCCAGUGACAGCAGUGAUUUAUCAUCAGACAGCGAAGAGGAGAGUCCAGCAACGACAACAGCUGCCACUCUGAAAACUACAUCAGUGACGCAACAGAAAGCAACAUCAACAGCCAAGACGAAAGCCCCUCCGGCUACCCCGGUUAAACCAGUGAUUGCUGCCACUCCAAGCAAGACCCCAGCUAGUAAGGAGUCCAGUGACAGCAGUGAUUUAUCAGACAGCGAUGAGGAGAGUCCAGCAGUGAAAACACCCACAACACCAAAAGGAACACCUGCAAAACCAGUAACACCAAUUAGUAAAACAACAUCAACGGCCAAGCCAACAACCAAAUCGAAGACUACAGCGCCAGAGUCUUCCAGUGACAGCAGUGAUUUAUCAUCAGACAGCGAAGAGGAAAGUCCAGCAACGAAAACAACCACAACACAGGCGAAACCCACUAAACCUGCUAGCCCAGCUAAAGCAGCGACUGUUGCCCCUCCAAGCAAGGCCAAGGCAACAGCCACUGUCACAGCCAAGACUACAACAGCAGAGUCAUCUAGUGACAGCAGUGACUCGUCAGACAGCGAAGAGGAGAGUCCAGCAGUGAAAACACCCACAACACCAAAAGGAACACCUGCAAAACCAGUAACACCAAUUAGUAAAACAACAUCAACGGCCAAGCCAACAACCAAAUCGAAGACUACAGCGCCAGAGUCUUCCAGUGACGGCUGUGAUUCAUCAUCAGACAAUGAAGAGGAAGGUCCAACAGUGAAAACACAGACGGCGCCAGUGAAGCAACAGACAGCAACAUCAACAGCCAAGAUGAAAGCCACCCCAGUUAAACCAGUGGUUGCUGCUACCCAAAACAAGACCCCAGUUAGGAAAAAGUCCAGUGACAGCAGUGAUUCAUCAUCAGACAGCGAAGAGGAGAGUCCAGCAACGACAACAGCUGCCACUCUGAAAACUACAUCAGUGAUGCAACAGAAAGCAACAUCAACAGCCAAGACGAAAGCCCAUCCGGCUACCCCGGUUAAACCAGUGAUUGCUGCCACUCCAAGCAAGACCCCAGCUAGUAAGGAGUCCAGUGACAGCAGUGAUUUAUCAGACAGCGAAGAGGAAAGUCCAGCAACGAAAACAACCACAACACAGGCGAAACCCACUAAACCUGCUAGCCCAGCUAAAGCAGCGACUGUUGCCCCUCCAAGCAAGGCCAAGGCAACAGCCACUGUCACAGCCAAGACUACAACAACAGAGUCAUCUAGUGACAGCAGUGACUCGUCAGACAGCGAAGAGGAGAGUCCAGCAGUGACAACAGCUGCCACACCAAAAGCUACACCAGUGAAGCAAUCAAAACCAACAUCAACAGCCAGGACGAAAGCCCCUCCGGCUACCCCAGUUAAACCAGUGGUUGCUGCUACUCCAAGCAAGACCCCAGCUAGUAAGAAGUCCAGUGAAAGCAUUGAUGCGUCAUCAGACAGUGAAGAAGAGGGACCAGCAGCAAAAAAAGCCGCGACAGCAGCCCCUCCUGCUAACCCAGCUAAAGCAUCGACUGUUGCCCCUCCAAGCAAGGCCAAGGCAACAGCCACUGUCACAGCCAAGACUACAACAGCAGAGUCAUCUAGUGACAGCAGUGACUCGUCAGACAGCGAAGAGGAGAGUCCAGUAACGACAACAGCUGCAACCCCGAAAGCUACACCAUUGAAGCAACAGAAAGCAACAUCAACAGCCAAGUCAAAAGCCCCUCCGGCUACCCCGGUUAAACCAGUGAUUGCUGCCACUCCAAGCAAGACCCCAGCUAGUAAGGAGUCCAGUGACAGUAGUGAUUCAUUAUCAGACAGCGAGGAGGAAGGUCCAGCAAUGACAACAACCUCAAAACCAAAAGCAACACCAGUGACACCAGCGAAACAAGCAAAACUGAAAGUCACUCCUGCUACUCCAGCUAAGCCAGUUGUUGCUGCUACACCAAGCAAGGCCCAGGCAACACCCACUGUCACACCUACAAGGACAGCACCAGAGUCGUCCAGUGACAGCAGUGACUCACCAUCAGACAUCCCAGAUGAAGCCCCAGCGAAGCAGGCUGAGGUUGAACUUAAGACCCCUGCUUCAGCCAAGAAGGCCCAGAGUGGGGGGAAGGGAAAGAAAACGGCUUCUAAGGACCUACUCCUACUGCUGAACAGUCUGUCUUCACCCACAGCUAAAGCCACUGAGAAGAAGCGUGGCAGAAGUGGAGACUCCUCAGUUGAGGAAACUCCAGCUGUUACAGUAACCCCUGCUGUUGCUCCAGCCACAUCUAAAGGAAAGAAGGUGGCCGCAAAAGACAAGAAAGCAACCUCAUCGAAAAAAUCACAAGCCUCAGCUCCAUCAGCCAAGAGGAAAAGAGGGGAAGACAAACCAGGGGACACGCCCGUUAAAGGCAAAAAGAAGAAGCCCUCCCCUGAGACUGUCAUGGCUGCCCUGCCUCUGACCCUUCUUGGUCCUCCUCCUACAGGGGGAGACGACUCUAGCUCGGACUCUGACACCGAUCUGGACGUGGAGAAGUGGAAGAGACUGGCACUGGAACUGUCAGACACUGACAUCGGCAAAAUGGACACCUUCACUGCGCUGAACGCUCCACCUGCUCCUGCCUCAGCAGCGAAGAAAACAAGAGCCCCGAGGAAGCCCAGGACUAAAGCUGCACCGAAAACGCCCCCCAAACCCAGGGCUAAAGCUGCACCGAAGACACCUAAACCCAAGGCUGGCGCUGCAGUGAAAAAGGCUAGUCCUGCUAAAAAGGUCAAGACUACAGCUGAAAAGGAAGAUGGGGCUGAGGGGAAAGGGAAGACCAAGACACCAGCAAAAGCCAGUAAAGCCAAGUCCAGUCAGGCUAAGAAGGCAGCACUUCCCACCCUAUCAGUCAAAACACCUCCCACCCCAUCCCCUGAAGGCCAAGCAGAGGAGAUCAACAAUAAUAAUGCCGACCUUACGACUGUGGCAGACAAACAGCCACCCUCCACGCCUGCUACCACAACACCUAAUGGAAAACUAUCAGCCAAGAAAGGGAAGAGGAAAAAUGGGAACAACAAUGAGACUAAAGCAGAUGAGAAUCCACCAGAACCCAAAAAGAAGAAGAAAAGGGAGACCGGCGAAGAGAAGACUGAUGAAAAGAAAACUGAGACUGUAGAAGAGAAGGAACCAGAGAAGGAAAAGAAGAAAAAGAAGAAGACGACUAAGGAGAAUGGGGCAGGAAAGGAGAAGAAGGAAAAGAAGAAGAAACAGGAGAAGAUGAGAAAGGAGAAUGAGACUAAGAUGGAACCGGAAAAGGAAAAGAAGAAGAAGAAAACUAAUGAGAACUGUGUUGACAAGGACCCACCACCUCCAUCCACCACAGUAACACCUGAUCCUCCAACAAAGAAGAAAAAGAAGAAAAAGCUUAAACUCUCAGAGACUGCAGUGGCUGAGAUGCCAGUCACCCCUGCCCAAGACUCCAUCCCUGUACAGCAUCCUCCAGCACCCACAGAGACCCCUCCUAAAAAGAAAAAUAAAUAAUCUAAGAGUAAGUAAGGCCUUUAAAGAUGAAGACCAUCUACAAGGGGUUUUCUCAAGUGUGUGGACCUGGACCCGUUCUACCUAAAUGGUAGUGGAGCAGUAACGGGUGAAGACUGUCCGUCCACACAAUGGUGUCCCUAGACCAGAUCAACUGGGGAUUUGUUCUUUUUUUUUUUACAACAUUGUAUACUGUAACAAAUGAACACUUUUCCUGUUUUGCUAAAGUUGAAACAGUGUUUUUUAGCCUAUUUGUUUAUCAAAUGUUUUAACUGUACAGUUUCAAACUGUAGUUUCCUAUUUGAAGAUGGCAUACUAUGUGAUGUACUGCAGCUGUUUUUAUGUGUUUUCUUGCAUGUUCUUGUGACAGCGAUAAACAGAAUGAUUCAUGGAAAUGUUAAGUUUAUGACAGCAUCUGCUGCUUUGUCUCACAUGGUGGAUAAGGCCGAUCCUAAAUGGAGGGAAUGAUCAUGAACCUCAAUACAGUAAUGAAACCCAGAGCCAUUGCUUAACCCCAACACCCUAGUAAUGAAUACAUAAUAUGAAUGGUAUUGCUUAAACCCAACAUUGCUUAACCCCAACACCCUAGUAAUGAAUACAUAAUAUGAAUGGUAAGAGAAUAAGAUCGAAAAUAUAUGAGAGAUACUAACUACUAGGGAAAAUGUUUUUUUUUAAGUUUCAUGGUCAGAUGUGUUUACUGUAUCUUUUUCAUGGAAUUAAAAGUCAUAUUUUUCCACA